Molecule: messenger RNA, 954 nt
Organism: Abrus precatorius (Indian licorice)
Lineage: Eukaryota; Viridiplantae; Streptophyta; Magnoliopsida; Fabales; Fabaceae
Exons: 1
Coding region: 1-954 (317 amino acids)
Source: RefSeq, a predicted model, not a curated record
AUGGCCAUGCACAUUUCCUUUAGAUCACUAUCAGUGUCAAACUCAAACCAAAGAGCAUCACCACUACCUUUAGGGGAGAGAAUAUCAGAAGAGCCUCAACUUUUGCCUUAUAAACCUGCUCAAAGCGCAGUCACAUGCAUCUACCAAGCCAAAAUUGCAGGAUGUUGGAGGAAUGUGUCAGUGUUGUGGCGCAAAAACCUCAUCAGCCACACACUAAAACUCAAGGUUGAUAGCACAAGAGGUGAGUUCACAUACACUUGUAAGAUAGAUGUUAAGCCUUGGUACUUUUGGAGGAAAAAAGGGUACAAAUCUUUUGAGGUUGAUGGCCACCAGAUGGAAGCCUAUUGGGACUUCCGGUCGGCUAAAUUUGCCGGCGGCAGCCCCGAGCCGCGCAGCAACUACUAUGUGGCGUUGGCAUUGGAUGAGGAGGUUGUGUUGCUGUUGGGAGACUACAAGAACAAAGCUUACAACAGAAUGAAACUGAGGGCAGGCCUUGUUGAGGCAGUGCAAUUUUUCAAGAGAGAAAACGUGUUUGCCAAGAAAAGUUUCUCAACCAAGGCAAGGUUUGAUUGGAAGAAAAAAGAAAGUGACAUUGUUGUGGAGAGCUCAACAUUUGAGCUUAAAAAGCCUGAGAUGAGGAUAACCAUUGAUGGGAUUGUGCUCAUUCAUGUUAAGAACUUGCAGUGGAAAUUCAGAGGGAACCAAACUGUUAUGGUUAACAACCAACCUGUGCAAGUUUAUUGGGAUGUUCAUGAUUGGCUUUUUAGUGGGUCCAGGUCAGGUCCUGGCCUAUUCAUUUUCAAGACAGGGCCUGUGGAAGCAGAUAAUGAAAAAGAGGAGAAUGGUUUAGAAUUUUGUGACAGUGAUGAUGGUAGCAGUGGCUAUUAUUCACCUAAGGGUCAUGCUCCUUUUGAGUCUUGCUACGUACUAUAUGCACACAAACUUGAGUCAUAG